Saccharomycopsis crataegensis is the source of this 1776-nucleotide messenger RNA. Its product is annotated as E3 ubiquitin-protein ligase HRD1. The coding region runs from base 1 to 1776 and encodes 591 amino acids. The record is from RefSeq and is a predicted model, not a curated record. The transcript is spliced from 2 exons. Lineage: Eukaryota; Fungi; Ascomycota; Saccharomycetes; Ascoideales; Saccharomycopsidaceae.
AUGGUAUCUAGAAUCAAGAACCAAUUUACGUUAUAUUUUAUAAUCAGCAAUGUGUUAGCCCUUGGCUGUAUAUAUCAUGCCUUUGACACCCGCCCCAAUUUCUUGUCUGCGUGUAUCUUCCUUUCAGGGGGCUUGAAUGUCAUCAUUAUUGGCAAUUGGCUCAUUUUAUUGGCAGUACUAUUGGGUAAAUUCCUUCAGGUGAUGCUAUUUGGGGAGUUGAGACUUGUGGAAGUCACCCAUAUAUACGAGCAAAUGGGUUUCACUUUGACUACCUCAUUAUUUGGCUUGGCCACAUUCAGGGUGGAGAAUGCCCUAGUUUCUGGGAGUCUUACCAUCUUUAACAUCACUUUGAAAGUGUUUCACUGGAUAUUAUUUGAUAGAAUUGACGGCCUUUUCCAAGUUAGUGAUGAAGAUCAAUUAUACAGUUUGAAAAGAGUAUUAUUCAACCGAAUUCAUAUCGCAAUGGGAGCAUUAUUGUUUGUUGAUUACCACUUUAUUUCAUAUUGUAUUGGUAGCUCUUAUGAAAACCCCUCAGAUAUCUAUGUUGCUUACGAAUUCGAAGUUGGUCUUUUGUUUUUGGGAAUCAUCUUCAAUAUCUUCAAAAUAUUGAUCCAUGUGUUUGAGAUUAUCUAUCUCAAACAAUAUCCUGAUGAGGAAUCUUUUGAGAAUAAAGGUCUUUUAAUUCAGGUGGUUGACCUAGUGCAUGUCUUUAUCAAAGCGUUAAUGUACAUUUUACUCCUUUCGAUUUUCCUCAAUCCUUAUAACUUCCCAAUUCAUGUCAUUAGAGAUUGCUUUAUAUCGUGCAUGGCAUUUUACAAAAAGUUGAAAGAUUUUAUCCACUUCAUGAAGAAUGCCAAAAGAAUUGACAAUUAUUUACCCAACGCCCACCAGGAAGAUUUGGAAGGCAGUAAUUCUUUGUGUAUUAUUUGCCGAGAAGAUAUGACCACAGAAGGCUUGACCCAAGGCCAUAGGUUGUAUCCAAAGAAAUUGAGAUGUAAUCAUAUCAUUCAUUUGGGUUGUUUGAAAAGUUGGUUGGAAAUAUCCCAACUUUGUCCAAUGUGUCGAGCCCAAGUGUUUGAGAACCUGGAUUUUGCUGAAAAUAGCAAUGCCAAUAAUGGUAAUAAUAAUAACAAUAAUAUAAAUGACGAAAAUAACGAUAAUAAUAACAAUAAUAAUGCUCCUGGAAUUAAUAGGGAUGUCAUUAACCCGACUCCAACAAUCGAGAUAAUAAAUAAUCGACCGCAACCAGAGGAUUUCUUUGAAAAUCAACUAACAGCAAGAAAUUUUCAAAAUGGGAUCCUUCAGCUUGACGCUGAUGCUCUUAUCCCUGAUGAUUGGACGCUAUUACCACUUGAAACAACUGCCGAUACCGGUACUUUUAAGGUAUGUUUAGGUGGAGAUAACUGGGCCACUCUUGAAAUACAAGAUAAUAAAUACACACCAGAUACCUCGGAAAAAAGUCAAGACAAGGAACAAAUUGAUGUUUUGGGUAUCCCAGAAGGAACAAGUGCUAGUAUGAUGAAGAGCUUUUCUCCAUCAAUGAGGGAUGGUAGUACAUUAAGCACAGGUGAAUCAUCAACAGAAUUAUUAAGGAAAUGUCUUGCAAAAUUGCAACAAUUGGACAAGAAGAUAUCGGGAAGCGAAAAAUCAGCAGUGAUUGAUGAGGAGGAGGAGGAGGAGGAGGAGGAGGAGGAGGAGGAGGAAGAAGAAGAGCUUGGUCAGAUAUUAAGAGGUAUUGAGCUGGACUUAAAAAUGCUGGUUGGACGACAGUAUUAG